Molecule: messenger RNA, 2034 nt
Organism: Rotaria socialis
Lineage: Eukaryota; Metazoa; Rotifera; Eurotatoria; Philodinida; Philodinidae
Source: the annotation of a GenBank genome assembly
AUGUCAUUUUUAUCGGACCGUCAAUAUGGUCUUCUUUCUCAUCGACGACUUCUUGUUAAAUUGAAAAAUUCAUCAUCAAUAACACGACGACUAAAUAUUGACUAUUCAUUAAAUGUUCAUCGAGGUUGUGUAAAUACAAUAGGAUGGAAUGAACUCGGAACAACAAUACUAUCUGGUUCCGAUGAUCAACAUUUGAUUGUAACAGAUCCAUUUACAAGAAAAGUAUUGACUAAAAUCCAUAGUGGCCAUAGAGGAAACAUCUUUUCAGCAAAAUUUCUACCAGAAACAAACGAUCGACAAGUUAUUUCAUGUUCAGGUGAUGGUGUUAUAUUCCAUACUAAUUUUGAUCGACCGACUUCCACACGUUCAGUUGAAGGAUGUUUUACAUGUCAUGGGUCAACAACUGCAUAUGAAGUAAGAGUUAUUCCACGUACACCAAAUAUAUUUCUAUCAUGUGCUGAUGAUUGUACAAUACGAUUAUAUGAUUUGAGAACAAAAAGUAAUUGUAUGAAAGAUGAUUGUAAUGAUGAUAUACUGAUAAAAAGUAAUUGGGGUAUUACAUCAAUGGAUAUUAAUCCAAUAAAUCCAAAUGAAAUUGUUUGUGCUUGUGCAGACUCUUCUGUUCGUCUUUACGAUCAUCGAAAACUUUCUACUCAAAUUUCAUCAACAACAUCUUCAUCUUGUCGAUAUGAGUCAUCAAUGAAUGGUCUUAUAUCAUAUUUUAUUCUUUCAGGCAGACAAGAACAACGGCGAUCUCGUGUAACAUCUGUUGUAUUUAAUCAACACGGCACAGAAAUUUUAGCAUCUUAUUCAUCUGAAUCUGUAUUUUUACUUGAUCCAAAACAAUCAAUAUCGCAAGAACAAAUAAAAGAAUGUCUUAUUGAACAUCGAAAUAAAAAACUAACAAAAUUAAGUAUAAAUGAAAAGAAACCAACAUCAGAUAAAAUAUCCAAUGACGAAAAUAAAACUUCACACAUCAAACGGUUACGCCUUCGAGGUGAUUGGAGUGAUACUGGUCCAGAUGCUCGUCCAUCCACCGAAGAAGAACCAACCGAAUCGAUAAUUAAUCCAUCUGAAUCAUCAAAUGAACAACAAUCAUCAACAACACCUGGUCAUCAUCUACAAAACUUUUUUAUGCGACGUAUGAGUGAUAUUUUAACACAAUUAGUAACACGUACUACAUCAGAAACUGGUGAAACAAGUCCAGAAAGAGAAACAACUGCAACUUCAAAUAAUGUAGAAACGAAUGAUAAUAAUAUUCAAUCUCUUUCAACAACGGAAAAUCCUAUUGUACAACUACCAGUCUCUAUGCAACAUUCCACAAUAGCUAAUACUAACCACCAUGACGAAGAAGACAAUCUAUCUAAUUUUUCUAGUGAAAACGAUGGAUAUAACAACGACGAUGAUGAUGACGAUAGCAGUAUCGAUGAUGCUGAAGAUUUUCGGAUAUCAUCAACAGCAACAACAGCCGACAAUGUUCAUUUAUCAGAACAUACAUAUCGUACACAUAUUUCUACGAAAUGGGAUCGUAUUAAAAAACGCCGUGACACUGAUCGUGCUUAUGAAGAAAGUCUUAUGAAAAAUAUUCCUAGUUUAGGUUUACUUAAUUCUUAUGAUGGCCAUCGUAAUUCACGUACUAUGAUAAAAGAAGCCAAUUUUUGGUCGGAUACUUAUGUUAUUUCGGGCUCUGAUUGCGGACAUAUUUUUAUAUGGAAUAAGUUUAAUGGAAAUAUUGUACGGAUUAUACCAGCUGAUGAACACGUUGUUAAUUGUGUACAACCUCAUCCACUCAAUUAUCCAAUUUUAGCCUCAAGUGGUAUUGAUUAUAAUAUAAAAAUAUUUUCACCUUUGGCUGAAACACCAAUCGAUGAUAGUGAUCGCAUCGAGCGCACUGUAAAACGUAAUCAUGCGAUGAUUGAAGAAACAUCAAGUACAAUAACAGUUCCGGCUGCUUUUAUGCUUCGUAUGUUAACAUCAAUCUAUCGAUUGCGAAAUCAAGAAGGAUCGUCUGGAAUCGACGAUGAUGAUGAUUAA